Gaeumannomyces tritici R3-111a-1 is the source of this 1888-nucleotide messenger RNA. RefSeq lists its product as hypothetical. The record is from RefSeq and is a predicted model, not a curated record. The transcript is spliced from 2 exons. NCBI's taxonomy places the organism in Eukaryota, Fungi, Ascomycota, Sordariomycetes, Magnaporthales, Magnaporthaceae. Gene Ontology annotation, molecular function: FAD binding. Bases 155 to 1819 code for a protein of 554 amino acids.
CGCAACUCCCGCGUGGGAAGCAUAUAAACCAGCCUCAGCCAUGCCGUCGCCAACUGGUAGAACCUAAGACGCUCGUCUCUCGACUACAUCGCUCGCCUUGAUCGCUUUCGCGUCCCUGCUCGUAUUGGCCUCUCCGGAAGGAGUCGUGCCCGCCAUGAAGAACGUCUGCUACCUGGCGGCCCUGGCCCUGGCCCUGGCAGGCCGAGGCGCCCUCGCUCAAUCCGACUUCGAGGCCGACAACUUCAACGCUACCGACGCCCUGUUCAAGCAAGGGAUCGACGUCAACACCCUGCCAGGGUUCGACGAGCUCCGAAAGAGCCAGGACAGCAGUGCUCCUUUGGAGAAGCGCGGCUGUUUUUCUUGCACCGUGGCUUGCGACUCCCUCAAGCUGCUUUAUGGCUCCGAGAAGGUCCUCCUGAAGGACAAGGACGGCUACAGCGAUUUUGUUGGCGGCUACUGGUCCGACAACCAGGCCCAGGUCCGGCCCGCCUGCGUCUUCAAGCCCACGUCGGGCCUCGAGGUUUCCAGCGCCGUACUGCUGUCCCGCGUGACCCGCUGCCCCUUUGCCGCCAAGAGCGGCGGCCACGCGGCCUUUGCCGGCGCCUCGAGCAUCGAGGACGGCGUCACCAUCUCGUUCGCCAACAUGAAGGACGUGACCCUCUCAGCCGACAAGAGCAUCGCGUCGGUGGGGCCCGGCAACAUCUGGGGCCCCGUGUUCGAGGAGCUGGCCAAGUCGGACUUGACCGUCAUCGGCGGCCGGCUCUACAACAUCGGCGUCGGCGGGCUGACGACGGGCGGCGGCAUCUCGUACUUUUCCAACACGUUCGGCUGGGCCGCGGACAACGUCGAGAGCUUCGAUGUCGUCACGGCCUCGGGCCUGAUCGUGCGCGCUAGCGCUACCGAGUAUCCAGACCUGUACAAGGCCCUCCGCGGCGGUGGCAACAACCUGGGCCUCGUCGUCAACUUCAACCUGCAAACCGUGCCGCUGCCCGGCGGCAAGAUGUGGGGCGGGUCAAAAGUCCACACCGAGGACAAGUUCCCCGAGGUCGACCGCGCCUUCGCCAACCUCAUCGCCAACUCGGCCGAUGACACCAAGGCGGGGCUCUGGCUCGUCCACUACCAGCAGGCGCCGGGCGUCAACCUGGCCCUCACGACACUGUGGCACGCCGACCCCGACGGCGGGAACAAGCCCAUCUUUGCCGAGUUCAACGCCAUCGCGCCCGUCUCCGACGAUACGAAGCCGCGCGUCCUGGGCGAGUGGGGCAAGGAGACCAUGGCCCAGAGCCCGCCGGGCCUGCGCGAGACCUACUACACGCUCACCGUCAAGGCUGACGUCGGCAUCCUCGAGUUCGCCCGCAAGACCUACUUCGAGAGCGUCGGCGACGCCGUCGGCGACGUGCCGGGCGUCCUGCCCAACAUGGUCACGCAGGGCAUCACGAUCCCGCAGCUCGAGCAGAUGCAGAAGAACGGCGGCAACGCGCUCGGGCUCAGGCCCGAGGACGGGCCCCUCUACAUCAUCAUGAUAGCCUCCAUGUGGAAGAACAAGGAGGACGACGCGCGGGUGCAGACCUUCAUGUCGGACGUGAUGCGCAAGGUCAAGGCCGAGGCCAAGGCCCGGAAGCUCGACCACCCCUACAUCUACAUGAACUACGCCAGCCAGUACCAGGACGCCAUCGCCAGCUACGGCGAUGAGAUAAAGGCCCGCCUCAAGUCGGUCGCCUCCCGCUACGACCCGGCCGGCGUCUUCCAGCUGCUCCAGCCCGGCGGCUUCAAGCUCGACCGGGCCCCGACCCCGGACGCGGCCUUCUUCUCGCACUAAGCGCAGCGGGCAUGGUUGACUAGCGACCUACAGUCUUAAUUAGUAAAACUUAAAUUUCUGUGUUCCCCG